This is a messenger RNA of Lucilia cuprina (Australian sheep blowfly), 13100 nucleotides long. RefSeq names its product probable WRKY transcription factor protein 1. Bases 1408 to 5493 code for a protein of 1361 amino acids. The record is from RefSeq and is a predicted model, not a curated record. The transcript is spliced from 5 exons. NCBI's taxonomy places the organism in Eukaryota, Metazoa, Arthropoda, Insecta, Diptera, Calliphoridae.
AGUUAGUUGGUAUUUAAACACGGUAAAAGCAUGAGCUAAAAAAUAAAAUAAAGAGAAAAAUAAAUCUGAAACGCCAGGAAAUCAAUGAUAAAAUUUAUGAAAAAGUAUUAAUAGAAUUGAAAUAAAUUCAUAUACUAAAUAGUGUAAUAUAUAUAAAAGAGAAACUUAAAUUAACACUAACUACUUACUUAAAAUCUAAAUAAACCAAUAUAAAUUUAUUAAAUUAAACAAAAAAAUAAUAUAAACAUAAAAUUGUAAGAAAUAAAUUUCUUUUAAUAAAAAUUCAACCUUAAUGGUAAAAAUAAAACCUUUUAAAAUAUAUAUCAAAUUGCUUAUGUUUAGCUCAAAAAAUCUUGCAAGUGUAUUUUUAAAAUAAUAACAAAAUUAUAAUGAUGUUAUAAAAUCGUUUAAACCCCCAAGAAAGUGAAAAAUCACGUCCAUUUAUGUAAAUAAAGCAAUUUCUUAUUAUUCAUACGCCGUGUAGGCCCUGUGAAUGUUCCUGUUACUUUGUGUGGUUGUUGUUUCCGUUUUAUUAUCGUUCUUUUUUAAAUUAAACUUUAGUUACUGAAAAUAACUGUUUGUUAGAGUUUUGUGGGGGAAGUGAAAUAAAAUAAUUUUUUUUCUAAACUACUUGUUAUGCUACACUGCACAAGAGACAAUUUAACAAGAUUUUACCAUAAAAAUAGCACAGAAAUUAAAAAAUAAACUCAAACAGCAAAUAAUAAAAAACAGUAAAUUGUUGCAAAAUACGUGAAAGUUUUACUCUAUUUUAAAAUAAAAAAGGAAAUUAAAUAAAAGAAGCACAAGUCCAACAAUAUUGGCAAAUGCUAAAAUUUAAUGUUUAAACUAAAAGAAGACUCAAAUAGUAAAACUAGGAAAUACAUACAUAAUCAAUUAAAUAGCCUAAAAGGCAUUGCAAAAUUGCAAUAGAGUAACAAUAAUACAAGGAUACUUGAACAUUCAUAGCAUCACUCAUACAUACAUACUUAUUACACCCAAUAUACAAUGUUUACCAGCAGUAACUGAACUGAAAUGUACAAUUAAUUUAAAUUUAAAUUAAAACGUGUCUCUGUCAGAAUAACUUGUUCAUCUUAUUGCGGUUAAUUCAAUUCAAUCAUUCAUUCAGUCAUACAUAUGGUCCAUGGUCGUGGUUUUUUCCCUUAAAGUUAAAUUAUAACAAGUGCUUGUAUUUUGGGUUUUGGGUGAUAAAUGUAUUUGUACGUUUGUAAUGAAACAAAAACUUAUCUCUACUUUUUUCCCAAAAGCUAUCUCACCUCGCUGAUUUAUAAAUAUUAAAAUUAAACAAAAAAUUAUAAAUAAGAAUAAAAGCUAAAAAAUAUAUAUUAAAAUAAUAUAAAACUUAUUUUUUGUAUUAAAUACGUGUCAUUGUGUGUUGUGAAAUGGACAAUGUGUGACAUUAACUGCAUAUGGUUGUUUAAUCUACUUGUGGCAGUUGUUUUAAUAUUACUACAACAACAGCAACAUGUUGUUGGUAGUAAACAAGUGCAACAACAGCAACAACAAAAAUUACAGCAGCAUAACUACAUAUCGCCGUACGAUGGUAUAUCAUCAUAUGCUGCUGCAGCUGCGGCAAACUAUCUUCGUCGCACCUCCUCUUUGUCAUCCUCUCAGGCACAUAAUGUGGUGAAACGUGAGAUAAAGCAUGACAAAAAUACGGAUUUUAUUUCAUAUUUAAAUGAUUUCAAUAUGCAAGAUGAGACCUCAAUACCUGAGGACAUUAUUGACCAACAACAUCUACAAGAAAUUAUAGACAAACAGCAACAAGGUUUACAGUUAGAGCAGCAGCAGCUGCAACAAAAAUAUGUUGGUGAUAGUGCAGCAACAUCAGGCUCAAGUAUUCUGAAUGGUGAUGAUGAUAUUAUUGAUGUUAACUUGCCUUAUGAUGAUUCUUCUACAGAUACAGAUUCUGAUGCUGAUAUUAUACUUGAGUCACAGAGGUCCAGUGAACGAAGUGAUGAUAACAAAAAUAGCAACAACAAUAGUAACAACAAUAGCAGCAAAAACAUUAAAACCAACAACAACAACCAUAAUAAUGAUGAAGACGACAGUGAAGAAGAUGAAGAGAUUGUGACUGAAGAAACAACUAAGAAAAACUUAAAGAAAAGUAAUAAUAAUAAAAAGGAAAUGUUUAAAGAAAGGAAAACAUUCCAGAGUAACAACAUCAGCAACAAUGACAAUAAAAACGAGGAAAAGAAAAAACAGCAGCAACAAAUUAAAUAUGAAAACAAUAUUGACUAUUCAAAUCAAUACAACAUAUAUGGAGAUGUUGAUGUAGAAAAAAGUUUGAAAGACAACGACAGUCUUAACGAUGAUGAUAAUAAUGAUGCGGAUGAAGAUGAGGAGGACAAAUUUGAACUGGACGAUGAAGAUGAUGAUGAUGGUAGUGCGGAAUAUGAAAAAUUUAAAACAAUGCAUGAACAGAAACAAAGAGAACAACAACAACAAAAACAAAAGGAACAAAUGUCCACACUAAAGACAAUAAUAAAUGAUGAUGAGACAUUUAGUAGACCAGACUCAAAUGAAGAAAUGACCAAUAAUCAAGAUAAUGACAAAAUUAAGCACAUGGUCGAUUAUACUGAUGACAAUAAUAAAAAUAAGAAAAAUCUUAACGAUUAUGAAAUAUUCCAUCAACAUUUACUCGAGCAAAAGCAGCAACUAUUACAAAAACAACAACAGCAGCAACAACAACAACUAAGCCAACACAUACAAGAUGCCAUUGGUGAUAUUGAAGAAAAUGAAAAUCCCAAUAUUUUCAAAACAAACAGCUAUACUCACAAUAAUGACAACAACAACAAUAAUAACAAUGAAAGUAAAAAUAAAAAUGAUAAUAAUUUUGCAAAUAUUUUCAUACCACGUAAAAUAAAAAGACACAAUGGUGCUGCUCGUUUAGAUGAUGCCACCAAUAGAUACACCAAACUUAAACAAGAACAACUACUACAGCAGCAGCAGCAACAACUAAAAUCCCAAAUUAACACUGAAGAAAAUCAUCCGGAUGCCGUAGCAAAAGUAUCAUCACAAGAAGAAAAUUUUAAGAAAAAAUAUUAUGACAUUUUAAAAGAAAAUUCAACAUCAACUACAGACCAUCAUCUCCAACAGCAGCAGCAGAAGCAUCAUCAUCACCCAUCAGGAGAAUCAAACCCCAAGGAUUUUAGUUUUUAUGAUGAGAAUAAUGAAAGAGAUUCAACACAUGAAGUUAAAAAGCAAACAGCAUUCGAAAAGGAAAAAUCUCUGAGACGCAACAAUAAACGUUACGGUCAUAAAACCCAUAAAAAGAAAUACAAAGAUUAUCUGCGUUAUUCACAGAUAAUGAUGAUGACAACCACUAGCACUCCCAGUCCCCAGACAACGGCUCUCAGCACCCAGCAGCAAACUCCUACAAAAAAUGCAAUAAACAUUUUGAAAGACAAUCAAGAUACAGAGGUGACCGACUUAAAUUACUUGCGCGAUAAACAUGCCAAGAAAUUUAAGUUGGAAAAACUUAAAUCACUAAUACCGCCCGCACCAAUAUUCGUUUUGAAACCGCGCGCGGAAAAGGAAAAUAAGGACGAUUUAAGGGAAACGGAGAAAGUCGAGGAACCUACCACCAAACCAUUUUAUGAGGGACAGAUUAAUUAUUUUCUAGAAACUCCAGACGAUGAUAGUGAAAGAGCUAAUGAAGUUAGAUUUAUAACCAAAGGUGAGAGAAUGGAUACAAAUGAUUGGUAUAGAAAAUUGAGUCCGGUGUUGAGAAAUGGCAAUAAGAAGAUAAAUCCGGUGGCAGAGGAACGCAGUGGCAUAGGUGUGGGACGCUCUAGAGGAGGCUAUACCCCCUACCAUCACUACAGACCACAGCAUCAUGGUCAGCUACACCAUGGUCAAACACGUAAUCAUCAUUAUCAUCAGCAACACCACCAUCAACAGCAGCAGCAUGCUCGACAGCCCCACCAUCAUCAAGCAUUAAAACAUUCGAGACAUCAUGCCUACCAACGCAAAAUGAUACCGAAACGUUUGGUUACAACUACUACACCCAUGCCACCACCUUCGCGAAAACAAAUGAUGAGUCCGAAUGGCAUAGGAGAAUUGGGCCAUCAGAUCACAGAUAUUAAAGACCUAGAGCGCUACUAUGCCAAAUGGCCACACUUAGCCAAGGUUCAAUCACGUUUGCAUGAAGAACAAAUGCGUGAAGAACAAUCCGAAAAUUAUCCAGACUAUGAAUACGACAACGAUGACUAUUUCGAAGAGAACGACAAUAAAGAUGAUAAUUUACCACCUUAUAUACGUAAAUUUAAUAGACGGAACAAACAAUUGCUAGACCUUUUAGAGGGUACCAUAGCUCCACCUACCAAAACAUCACCACAAUUAAGAUGGUCUGGCUCCAAACUACAGCCGGGACCUAGAGACUCCAGUGUGGGCAGCAUGUCAGUGCGAAUAGACGAUGAUUACCUUAAAGAGAAGCGUAAACGUUAUCAUCAGCGUCAACGUCAAAUACACGAUUUAUUUGCCCAACAAAGAAGUUCUACUACUACCACGCAGCCACCUCCCUAUCCAUAUGUCAAUGUCAACGGUGAUAGAGAUGGUGGUGGAGGGGGUGGAGAUGAAAUGGCGGCUAGACAGUAUACACACACUGAAAAUCAUUUACCAGAUGAAGAUGUUAGCAUUUCAUUGGAAUCUAAUGAACAGGAGAAUGAAUUUAACAGCAACAGUGCUAAACACGAGAGUGGCGUUGGUGUUGAUGAAAUUGCUAAUGAUGAUUCCAAGUCAGAACAAGAAAUUUGGCAAAAGGAAAUUGAAACUAAAUCAGCAAAUAUGGCAGCCGGAAAUUUAGAAAUAACAAAUUGGCAAAUGGAAAAGUUAAUAACAUCAACACCAGCAGUAACAGCUACAACAACAAAAAAGUCAGCAAUACAUAAACUACCCUCAUAUCCAUCCAUAGCCGGUGGUUAUAUGAAUCGUCCCAGAUCACGCAGUGCACAAUUUGCACCCAGUUCGGGUUCGGAAUUUCGUAGGGUACCCUUGCCAUAUCUAAAUAAUUUAAAUAACAAUGACAAUAUCAACAACAAUAAUAACUUUAUAAAUGCUGGUGGCUUUGUGGCCUAUAAUAAAGCUCCAGUUGUAAGUAAAACAAUAAAUGGCCGCUUUUCAGCCAACACACCAAAUGAUUACAAUAAUAAACAACAACAGCAAUCAGUAUCAAAUACAACCACAACAUCACCGGAUGCAUCUAAAACUCAAAGCAGCAGCAGUAGCAGCAACAAUCAUUUAACUUCUCCUUCCUCGCCCUCCUCUGCUGCGUCUUCAUCUUCGGUUACAAACUCUUUCAUUUAUCAUCGUGUAGUCGAUGCCUCACCCCGUUUAGUGGGUGCGGGCUUUAUACCAGGACGUAAACAGCGUUUACCGUUUGUAGCUAUUACCGAUAGACGUUUGGAAACUUCAAAGAAAUCCUUAACGGAUCAUCAAAAAGACUUUGAACAAAAUCACUAUCCGUUGCCUUAAAAAACUUGACAAAACAAACUUAAUACAAAAAAAAAAACAACAAAAACAAGCCCCUCCCCUUAAAACAAUAAAAAUCAAUUAAAUGGAAAAAAUACAAUAAUUUUAUUUUUUGGUCGCUUAAUUUUUCUAUUUGUAAUUUAACAAAAAAAAAAAAACACUAAAGUGAAAAAUUUAACAUAAAAAACUGAGUUUUUAAAAUCGUUUGGUGGUAUGCUGUGGUAUGGUGUAUUACGUACAUUUUUUAGUAGAACAACAACAAAAUAUUGUAAAAUAAAUCAAUAAAUAAAUUAAUAAUAAAAGUAAAUAAAUAAAUUAAUGAAUAUUUGUUUGUAAGUAUAUAUAAUUAUAAAAACAAUAAUAAUCACUUUAUAAUGUAAACAAAAUAAAACUUUAAUGAAAUGAAAAUGAUAUCAAAUAAUUAAAUAAAAUCUAAAUUAGGCUUUAAUUAAAUGAAUAUCGAUCUCUGUCUGCUUAGAUGUUAAAUGAAUUUAUGCAUAAGUUUGUAUGAUAUACAAUAUAUAUAUACUAAAUAUAUUUAAACAAUUAAAUGAAACACAAUCACACACACACUUACUCACUCAAUCAAUACACUGAAAAUAUUAAGAAAUCUUUAAACACAAUAAAUUUAGUUUUUAAAUCGAGAUAAAAAUGAAGGUAUCACAAGUAUUUAAUGAGUUUAGAAAAAAAUCACAAUAAAAUAGAAUAGUUUAAAAACACUCAUCUGUUAAGUAUUUAAGAGUAAAUUCACUUUGUUUUUUAUUAGUUAUAUGUUGUUAAACUUUCACCAUCUUGCUAUAUAUAUAUCAGUUAAGUAUUUAGGAGUAAUUUCACUUUGUUUUUUUAUUAGUUGUUAAACUUUCACUAUCUUACUAUGUAUAACUUUGUAAAGAAAAUUAUUGAACUCAUUUCUGUUGCUGAUUUAGCUUCUAGAUUAUGUAUGUAGGUAACAACAAAGUGGAGAAUAUAUUUGAUUUUGAUAUUACUACGUAUUUCCGAUCUGGUUUCAUAACACGUUCCAAAAUUUUGUUUAUGUUCAUUAAAUAUUUUAGAUUUGUGCAACAAAAUUUCUUAAAAAUUUUAAUUUUCCAAAUGUUUAACUAAUAACGUUUUAAAAUUUAAUAAAGAGCAAAAUAUUUUUACUAUAUACAAUUGCCUGUUUCACAAUAUCGAAACAAUAUAUUCUUUCUUUUAAAUAUAUUGAAAACAAAAUUUAUUUUUUUUUCAAUAUAUUUGUAAGAAUAAAAGUGUGUUCUUUGACAUUUAGAGAAACCGGCAGUAAAAGUAAACGAAUUUAUCGGGUCCUUCCAUUAUCGAAUUUCAGCUCUAUACUCGCAUUUGAAAUUAGGAAUGAGCAUUAAAGUUAUUUUCUAAUUUCGAGGUGUAGUGUCAAUUGUGGACCUAUCCUUAUAAAAUUUAUUAGAGAGAUUGAUGUUCAUAAAAUUUGGUAAAGAGAAUUUGCCUUAUAUAAAACUAAUUUAUGUCGAAUUUCAUCACUAUUAAUAAUGGCAUUUUUAAAACAGUUAUGACAGUUGAAGCUGUUUUUCGGUAGCCACUUGCAGGAAAAACAUAAGCCGAUAUUUGCCAAUUUUCAAUACCAAACAGAAAAUAUUUGUAGAAAAUUUUAAACCUCUAGAUCUAUUCGUUUGGACUCUAUCGUACUUUCAACAGGCAGACGGACAAACAUGGCUCUUAUAUACUUUUGUGGGUCUAUGACCAAUAUUUUGGCGUGUUACAAACUGAAUUGACAAAAUCAAUGUUCCCCUAUUGAUGAUGGAUAUAAAAAUUGAAAAAUCUUUCCCGAAAAGCAAAUUUCUAAUAAAAGCUUUUAUGUAAAAUAAAAAUUACGUCAGAAAAAUGUACACGUUUUCAGUUAUAAAAUUUUUUUUAUUUCAACUUUUAUUUUCAACAAAGCCCUUGGAAAGAAAAUUUUUUUGUUACAACAUUUAUACAAUAUAUUAAAAAGUUGUCUGAAUUUUUUGAACAUAUUCAGAAAAACACUUUUGAGAUAAAGUGUUCCUUAAAUAUUUUUGAAUAAUUUUUUUUUUAUGGACACAGAUUCACUAAUCUUUUUUGUUUUUUGGGAGAAAGAUCAUUUUUAUAAAAAAGGUUCUAAGAAUGAAAGCUUUUAAUAAGAAAGAUUGAUGACUUUUAUGCCAAAAGUUGUCAAAGGUCCUUAUAUUGAAAAGCAUUUUUAAAUGGUAAGAAAGGCAAAAGUUUUAAUUUUGUGACAAUCUAUGUAGAAAGAAAAAUCUGUUUAUCAGUAAAAAGUUUAUUUUUCACAUACAUAUAUGUAUGUUUUUAAUUUAUAUAAUUAGUAAUUCUCUAGUAUGUAUGUAUGCUUUUACCAAAUUUAUUAAAAAAAAAACUGUAGAAAUAUCAUAUGAAUAAGUGUUUUCAAAACUACCCCUAUUAAACAAUUGAUAUUUUAUUUAUUGCAAAUUUUAUUUUACACUUUAUGUUAAGGCAUAUUUAGUGAAAAUAUUUGCUUUAUUUUUCAUUUGAUCAGUUUUGUAUUAUAAUUUUAUCAUUGAGUAUAUAGUACCCAUUAUCACGAUGUCUACUUAAUUUUUAACUUUAAGAUAAAUUGACAGUUAUCAUACAAAAUUGUCUUAACUGAAAGAAUAACUACCCAUUAAAGUAUAACUGGAGGUGGUAAAAAUGGGGGUAAGUGUAUAAUAAUUUAUAAUUUCUAUAACACCACUGUAAUUUAAAAUUUUUAAUAAUUUAGUAAACAUAUGUUUUAAAACAAGCAUUAAACUCUAUGUUUAUAUUUAUUUUAUUAUCUUAAAUUUAUCAUUAUAACUAUUGUCAUUUGCAUGCUGCUACUAAAUGUUCUAUUUUUUCCAUAAUAAAUUAGAAUUUUUACAAUUUAUUUGUAUCAGAGUGCAGUGACAGUAGCAGCGUUUAGUUUUGAUAAAGACGUCAUAUUUUAUGUUCAUUGUAUUAUAAAAACAACAGAAAAUAUAUAAAUAUAUAGACAUUUUUGUGAAAAUAGUUUCUAAUUUACUCACUCCGCUAAAUAGAAAUAACAUUACACAGAAACUUGCACACACUCGAAUUCAAAAACUACAAUGAGUUUGUAUUUAAUGAGCUGAAACAACAACAAAAAACUACAAUAACACAUGGCCAUAAUUAAAAUAAAUAUGGAAAAAGUUAGAACAGAGCAAUAAAAUAUAUAUACAUAUGAUGGUUUUGAGAAAUUUGUUUUUCAAACAUUAUAUUAACUACUCUUAUAAUGAGGAUAAAAUGAAAACCCAAUUUAUAUUUUAUGUAAAAGGUUUCAGUAAUUGAGGAAAAAUGCACAUCAGAUGAGUUAUAAAUUAUAGAAAGAAAGCCAGCAAAUGUUUAACACGUAUAACGUGCUUCAAAGUUGUAAAUAACAUUAAGAAAAUAAAUUAUUACAUAAAAAACACACACAUACACAAAACAACAAAGGAAAAUACCUUAAAUAAUAGUUAUAAAUAAAUACAGUUAUGUAUAUACAUAUAUACUAUACAUACACUUCCACACUCCAUAACUCUACUUACACAUAUACACUUUCUGUAUUUAGUCAAACAUACAUAUCUUUAUAUCUAUUGGUGUAUGAGUAUUGAAAAAAAAUGCUAUUUAAUAAAACUAUUAAUUUUUUAUGUUAUUUUUUUUAUUUUUUCGUAUAUUAAUAACAAAAAAUAUAAAUGACAACAUUUUCGCACAAAUAUAUUGGUAAAAAAUGGCAAUAAAUAUUUGUAAUAUUUCGCAAAACAUUAACGACUGUAGAAAAAGACAAUUCAAUGGAUCUGUUAUAAAAACGUUAGUUUAUAUAAUAUUUUGUACCCUACAUUUUACACUAUAAACAUUUUUAGAAAUUUUAAAUGUCUGUAAAAUUUGUUUUUAGAAAACUUUAGUGCUAAAACCCAUAUUUAUCAAAAAUAUUCUAAUACAUUUCUGGUUAAAAUGUUACUUUUUCUGUGACAGACAAUUUGUUCCAAAUUAUUUCUUUAUUUAUUAAUAUAAGUCUUAAUACUUUCUUAUUAACAUUACAUAUGAAAAGAACAAUGUAGUUUGUUUUAUAUAUAAAUGGAUAUGUAAUAUAGUCUUAUUAAUAAAAAUAUAACACGUCUAAAGAAACCCUUUUAAAAAAAAUUAAAACCUAUUUGGCCAUUUCAAAUAGGUCACUAUAAGUUGAUAUCGAUUAUGGAACUUGAAUUUUUAAAUGUAAAUAGUCUUUUCGGUAUCUACAUCUAUAAAAAGUAUAUUUUAACUCAAAACGCUAAGUUUUUUUUGGUUCUUGAUCACAAAACAUAAUGAAGUACAAAACAUUGUACAAAUCCUAUUUUUGAGCUAAAAAAUAUUUUUUUGAUAGAUGUCCCACAUGAGUCCCAUUAAGCGACUAUAAAGCGCUUAAAGGAAAAUAUGUAACCUUUUUGUGAAAAACAAAAAAAGAACAAAAAAAUAUAUGUAUAUAUAAAGAGAAAAUUAAAAACAUUGAAGAAAUGUCUAUUUAAACUUCAUGGAAAAGUUACACUCAUUAAAAAAAACGAGUUAUGACCAACAUUUUUAACCUUUACCUACUCUAACUCUGGCAAAUCUUUAUCAAUAGAGCUGUAGCUUGGUGUCUGGCCUACUAUCCAAAAGUAUUUGGUGCAAAUUUCUUGCAAAUCCAUUUUGGAAUUGAGUCGCCUGUCACUAAAAUGCUCAUAUACAUUUAAUUAAAUAAACGAAAUGAGGGAAAACGAGAAAUAUUUGAACCCGACGUUAGCAAAAAACAACUGAGCUAGAGUGGGUAAAAAAUCGAACAUUUCAAUAGGGGCCGUCAUUAUGUAAAUUGCUAAUAUCAUUUAUAUAAAAUUAAAUUUUGCUCAUUAUUUCUUUAUAUACAACAUUUAAUAUAUUUAUACUCGACAGAUAGACAGACAGACUGACGGACAUAGCUAAAUCCACUCAGAAAGUGAGUGUUACAAACAUCAGCAUAAACGCAUAAUACCCUCCCUAUUACAUUAGUGUAGCUUAUAAAAAUUCAACUAUCAAUGAUUAAAUUCAAGCAUACUUGAUGAACCAAUAAUUUAUUGUAGGGUAUAAAAUUUCAUUGAAAAGUAUACAAUUCCAUUUCAACCAAACAAAUGAAAUUGCAAUAAUACAAAGAUUGUGUUUUUUUAUUUUUUUAUUAUGGCGAUAAUAGCACAAUCAACUAUAAAAAUGGCAACUAAGUGUAAAUUUUAAUGUGGAAUCAAUACCAUUGAAUUGUUCUAUAAGAGGGCCUACGAGAGAGAACGAAAACGAAUGUGCCUAAUAGAAACAUAUAAAAAUAAUGUUUGCCAUUUUUUCACAUUCAGAACGCAAUAAAAUGACAAUGAAAUAUCGAAUGUAAAACACAAAUUCAUUAUAAAAAAUUAAUUUUAUUAAAAAACAACACGCACAGGUUAAUGUGGAGUUUUAACACGAAACAAAAAAAUAUAAAUUUAAAAUAUAAGAAAACUAAAUCAGAUAAAAAGUUUUCAGUUACCAAAAAGUUACAUUUGAAAAAAAAAGAAAUAAAUUAACAAAACAGGAAUCAAUAAUAAAAAGAAAAAACUAUAGAACAUUAAACUCAUAAAAAGCAACACUUUCACACAAAUAUUUUACAAAAUUUAUUUUAAAAAAAUCUUAAUUUAUUUAUGAAAGUAUUCAAUAAAUAACAAAAUGAUUGAUAAAAAAGUGUAUAUGUAGUAGAAUUUUAAUAAAAAACAAUAAUUAUACAGACAGUAUUUUUAUUAUUUUUAUUUUUAAAAUAUAUAAAAAACCUUUAUUAUUAUAAUAAUGAAACAAAUAAAUUACAAAAAACUUACACAUGAAAAUAAUGAUUACAACCGAUAAAAUUAAAACAAAAAAAUAUAAAAUCAUCAUCAUCAUUUUCAUUAUUCAUCUUUAUUUAUGUUUAUUAAAUGAAUAUUAAUUACAUUGAAAUAAAUACACACAGAGAAAACAAUAAGUUUGGAAUUGGUUAAAGCAAUCAUUUUAAAAUAAUUGCAGGAAAAAUUUCAAACAUGGCACAAUCAUUUGUAAAUUAAUAACUUCGGACAACUGAGCACCAAAAUUAUGCUAGUUUCAUCAUUCAAAUGAUUAUCACAAACAUAUGUUUGUUUUUUAAGAAAAAAGUAUAUACUUGUCACAAUCCUUUUUAUAAUUACGACCAACAUAUGUUUUAUUAUUAUCGUGUAUAUGUUUCUGACAAUCAUUUGAUAUAAUUUAGUUGAAACUAUUAAAAAUAUGUCUGGAAAUACAAUUUUUGUAAUAAUCAUUGUCCAAACAUGUUAUUUCUUUGAGUGUAUACUAACACACAUCCAUACCAUCAUCAAUUUCAAAUUCAGCUUAUCUAACUUAGUAUAUCUUACCUUCUCAUUCUCGAUUCUCCCCCUAACACUCCUGUUACUACAAAAACAUAGACAAACACACACCCCAACAAACAUCUAUACAUAUUUAUGCAAAGCAUAUCGUAGCAUGUUUAAACUUCGCAAAAUAUAAAAUUGUUUUUUUCUUUUUUUUUUUGGUAAUUUUUUAAUACAUAUUAUUUGUAAUAAUAGUAGUUUGUAUGUAUUUUAUGUGAAACCACCGCAUAAGUUUGUGUAAACAGUACACUCACACAGCCGUACAAACAUAAAACACACACUUGAACAUAUAAAAUUAUGUUGAUAACCAGCUAAUUAUUAUUAUGUAAUAUUUAAAACAAACACACACAUAUCAAAAUACGAAUGAAAUAAAUUAAAAAUUAAAUUAAAAAAAUAAAGAUUUAUUGAAGUAAAACAAAAACAAAUAUGUGUAUAAUUUUCUAUUAUUUAGUUGGGUUUAGAAUAACUUUUAAAUAUUUUCAACUCUACAGUAUUUUAAAGUUAGAAAUUGAGGGUAUUUUUCUACAACGAUUUAUUCUCUAUUAUUUGAUUUUACUACUUUCAACUUCACAUGAAGGUGGGGGGAAUGUAUAUUUAUGUAAUCGGAAAUGUAGAAAAAUUCUUAACUCAUUACAAAAGUUGACCAUAUAUAGAGAUUUAGAUCAACUAUCGCUUACACUUGUGUACAAAGGAAAUAUUUUUUGCAAUAACAUUUGAAGAUGUUAAAAUGCAAAAGUCAUUUUAACAUGGUGAUGUCAUUCGAGGCAAGUACAACAAUCGCUUACAAGCAAUUGAAAAAUCAGUCAAUGUAGAUCGCGUUAAAAAACUUAUACAUAAGCUUACUGAAGUACUUCUAUGUAAUCAGAACGAUAUGUAGUUGUCUAAGUAUUUACUGUGGAUCCUAUUUUGAUCCAAAUCUACAAUCAUUCUGUGUUAUCAGCAAAAAAUCCGUCUGUAUUUAUAUGUAGCUGAUCCAAAUCAUUUUAUGAAAGCAGAAAAAUUGAGUCCACAAAUAAUGGAGAUAUGUAUGAGCAAACUUUCAAAACAAUUAGUUGUUAAUAUACAAGAAUUUUUAUCAUUAUGAGGCAAAACAUAGUGAAAACAAGAAAAAUGUGCUCUAUUGUUAUAUUUUUCUAACACACGGUUGAAAAAAGCAACAUGUAGAGUAUAUUUUGUUUUCUUUUUUUAUAUUAUACAUUCUAAAAUAAGCGCUUGAAAUAAUUUAUGAAUGAAAUUCAAAGAUCAAAAAAAUUAAAUAUUAAA